CUAUUAGUAAAGGUAUUUAAUUUAAUCUUAGUCUUUAUAACUAUUUUAUAAUGUUUCGGAGAUUUUGCACAUAGUAAAUGUUGAAAUAUUGUUUACAGUCAUAACCCUGCUUUGCAAAUCAUCAUACAGAAUAUGCCAAUGAACAAUAGGCGGAAGUAUGAAAUUUAUGUCAUUUCUAUUUCAGUUCCGUAAAUUUUACAUUUUACUUUUUACGUUUUAUAAGACUAUUGUCCUUCAAAUUGUAUGAUUUUUUUGCAUAAAAAUCAAUUAUUAAGGGUUUUAGGAUAAUUUAUUUUGUACAGGUUUAAACAAUCGUACACAAUGGUAUAUACACCACAAGUAUUCAAAUGCGCCAUCAUUUUUUAUAACAGUAUUAUCAUCGAAGUAAGUGCACAUUUAAAAAAAUAUUGACGGCAUGAAAUUAUUAAAUUUACCAAUGUAAGAUAUGAAGUCGUUCCAGUUAGUUGUUUACAAACAUUCUUUCAUUGCGGUUGUUUAGUCACUUAUCCACACACACUUUCACAAUGUAAAGCUAGUACGCUCUGUUUGUUGAUAGCUCACUAGACGAUUGGAGCUUGUUAUUUGCUUUUUUAAUAAUACUUUUCGGAUCAAAGGUCAUUUUUGUUAUAGUUUUUAAUAAGUCAUGGAUCGUGCUAGCAUUUUCUUCUUAGAUGAAGGAGAAUCAAACACUUUCGAUUUUGACGAAACGUUACCACCAUUGCCACUGCCAGACCUACACGAUACAUUACAACGUUACUAUGAUACCAUAAAACCAUUUGGUUCACCAAGUGAACUCGACAAAUCUAAGAGAAUCAUUGCAGACUUUGAAAGUGGCAUCGGUACUCAAUUGCAUAGGAAACUAAAAGAACGUGCUGCAAUCAAAAAGAAUUGGUUAGAUGAAUGGUGGGAUAAAUAUGCGUACCACACGUUACGUGCACCACUCCUUCCAUACAUAGUUAUGGCGAUGCCUGUCAACUUAGAAAUUAUAAAUAUUCCAGAAACACCUGCCUUCCUACUAAAGAAUCUAGCGCGAAUAAUGUACCAUACUCUUGAAUUUUGGAAUUUGGCACGCAAUGCCAUAAUUAAACCACAUUCAUCCAAUGGUGGCAAAAUUAAAUAUUCAUCAGCACUAUAUAAAAGGUUUUUCUCGACAACACGAGCACCAGGAGUCGAAUAUGAUUACCUAAAAAAAUACUUUAAGUCAGUUGACGAAGGUACCACGCCUUCUCAUGUCGUUGUUUCUGGAAAAGGACGUAUGUUCGCCUUCGACGGUUUGCAUGCGGAUGGAAGAAUAAUUUCUCCUCAGGAAAUCCUUAUCCUUUUGCAGCGUGUGCGAGGUAUUUUGGAAUACGAACCAAUGGGUGACUGCGUCCCUGUCCUUACACAUGACGAUCGCACUACUUGGGCAAAUAAUUAUAUGCAUCUUCAGGAGAUUUCAGAGAAGAAUAAGGAAACUAUAGAGACGAUAGAAAGUUCUUCUAUAGUUGUUGUAUUCGAUGAAAAUGAGCCCCAUAGUUAUGAAGAAACUUCGCAGCUUUGUGUUAAUGGCGAUUUUCACUCAAAAUGGGCAGACAGAAGCAGUACAAUCAUUGCUUUCAAGAACGGACGAUUCGCCUAUGUUGGGGAGCAUUCAGCAUACGAUGGUACGUUUAGCGUAAGUUAUGCACUUUUUGUGCAAUUGAGUAUAUUUGAAAUUGCUGAACCCGACUGGAGUUGCACUGACAAAAGUACGUAUGUUACGCUCACUGAAUUAAAAUUUGACUUAGACGAUGAACUUCAAAAGGAAAUCGAGCGUGCAAAACUGGACUGUGACCAAAGGAGAAAUGACAUUAUUGUAACGUAUGAUUAUUUUAAUGAAUAUGGAAAAGAGGAUAUCAAAAGAUGGAAUUUACACCCAGGCUCCUUUGUGCAAGUUAUAAUGCAAUUGGCAUAUGCAGAAUUGCAUCAAGAAAUUGCCGCAACUUAUGAGACUGCUUUAACACGUCAUUUUUACAAUGGUCGAACCGAGACUUUACGCUCUUGUACCACUGAGGUUCAUAAGUUUAUACUAAUUGCGCGUGAAGCGAAGUCUUCUUCCGGAGAAAUUGCCGCCGCCUUUCGAAGUGCUGUUAAUCAUCACAAUCACAUGAUGAAUGAGGCACGGAAAGGAAAUGGUGUGGAUCGACACCUUUUUGGACUUUGGUGUACAGCAUACGAAAAUGGCAUAGAUGUACCAGAGAUUUAUAAUGAUCCUUUAUAUAUGAAAAGUGGUGGAGGUGGGAAUUUUGUUCUAUCUACAAGUACAUUGGGUUACACCUCUAUUGUUGGAUUUGUAGCUCCUAUGACUCUAGAUGGCUAUGGCGUCUUUUACUCAAUAACUACAGACACUAUUUAUAUUCAAAUCACUGCAUUUCGUGCUAGCAGCAAAACAAGCGCACACAAGUUCAAUGAAACAUUUAAACAGCAAUUUUCCAGAAUUAAAAAAUAUUUGGAGGACUCAAAUGAAUCUAAGUUAUAAAAAAUUAAUAUAAGACAAUAUCCUAUAUGUUAAUGCUUUCAUUUUAUUUUUCUCAUUAUUGACUUAUGUAUAUUUCAAUAGAAUUGUAUUUUUAAAAUAUUAUGUCAAAUGUUUAAAUACAAUUUAAAUAUACGGAACCUUAGUACGAUUUCAA
Messenger RNA from Bactrocera oleae (olive fruit fly), 2651 nucleotides. RefSeq names its product Carnitine O-octanoyltransferase (gene CROT). The record is from RefSeq and is a predicted model, not a curated record. Lineage: Eukaryota; Metazoa; Arthropoda; Insecta; Diptera; Tephritidae. Gene Ontology annotation, cellular component: peroxisome. Gene Ontology annotation, molecular function: carnitine O-octanoyltransferase activity.